AUGGCUUGCUCCCGCUGCCGGCUCGCCGAGGCCGCCACGCUGCUCGUCAUCCUCCUGGCCGCCGGCGGGGCAGCAUCGGCGGCCGAGCUGGCGGAGGAGAGUAACAAGGCCAUCGCGGCGGCGUUGCCCGCCCGGAAGCAGGAGGACGUCGCCGUCGCCACCACCAACACCAGCACCGGUGGCGGCUCUGGACCCUCCUCAUCGCCGUCGUCACCCUCUCCGGGAGCGGGAGGAGGAGAGAAGAAGGAGAGCAAGGGGGACAACAAUGGCAGCAACGGGAACAAGGAGAAGGAAAAGGUCAAGAAGUGCGUGACAAGCAAGGACUGCCACCUGAAGCGCCUGGUGUGCGCCAAGAAGUGCACCAUGGCCGCGCACAAGAAAUGCGCCGCCAAGUGCUCCCGCUCCUGCACCGGCGGCCUCCCCAUCUGCACCUAGCUACCUACCUGCCUGCUUCUUUCUUGCCUCAUCA
This is a messenger RNA of Panicum hallii, 469 nucleotides long. RefSeq lists its product as uncharacterized. The coding region runs from base 1 to 435 and encodes 144 amino acids. NCBI's taxonomy places the organism in Eukaryota, Viridiplantae, Streptophyta, Magnoliopsida, Poales, Poaceae. The record is from RefSeq and is a predicted model, not a curated record. The transcript has a single exon.